Molecule: messenger RNA, 384 nt
Organism: Perkinsus marinus ATCC 50983
Lineage: Eukaryota; Perkinsozoa; Perkinsida; Perkinsidae
Exons: 1
Coding region: 1-384 (127 amino acids)
Source: RefSeq, a predicted model, not a curated record
AUGCAUCAGUACUCCUUGGUCUUUCUUCUUCUCGCUCUUAGCGGUCUACUGGACGCCCAGCCAUCCGGCAAGUAUUGUGGGUCAGGGUCUACCAUAUUCGGCGACUUUGCAGUCGAAAUCGUCAUCACAAGCUCAACGACAGCCGACAUUUACGCUGUAUACACUCCCCCUGGCGGAGACGCGGGAGGUGGUAACGUGAAGGAUGUUAAAUACAUUUACGACUCUUCAAAUGGCGACAUCACCGUCACGGACGUAGACAAGUUGGACGCACUGAUUGAAAAGAUUGGAGCGCCCAUUAGUGGAGCUGACCUUGCGCACCUCAAGUAUACUGACGGCAAGAUUCUCGUUGUGAAUCUAGGCAACUUCGCUCUGAACCCCUGCUGA